CGGACGGCCCAUACGAAUUCAAAGCCCGCGUGUUCUCCCGAACAGCCACCGCCGCCGCCGCCGCCGCCGAUCCAUGGCGACCUCGACGGCGGCGCCCAGGCACAGCUGCGCGAAGCUCUCGGUGGCGGUGGAGGACCCCAAGGCGGGCGGCGGCGGAGCCGUCUUCGUGAAGGCCACGUGGCACCCCACGCGCUUCUCCCUCGCCGUCACCGACGGCGGCGCCGCGUGGGUCGCCCAGGCCUCCGACGCCGAGGUGCGCCUCCGCGCCGAGCAGUGGGACCAGCCCGUCGCCGACUACCUCGCCCUCGCCGAGCGCUACCUCGCCUUCCAGCAGCCCUCCUCCACCUACUCCUUCCACGACGCCGCCAACGGCAAUCGAAGGCUGUCAUGGACAUUUGAGAAACAAGGCACCAAGUUAGAAUGGCGAUGGAAACUGCAGCCUGCACCUAACACUCAGCAGACUAUAGCUGAGAUCUUGGAUUUUCUUAUGGAUGCAAAUAUACGCUUGAGCGAAGAGGUUGUUAGGAAAACACAAUCCUUUGACAAGUUGAAACAAGAAUCUGAGAAGUGCUUGCAACAAAGUGAAAGAUUUAACAUUGAGAAAGCUGAGUUCGAACAAUCCACAUUUUCAAAGUUUGUGGCUGUCUUAAAUUCGAAGAAAGCCAAGCUCAGACAACUCAAGGACAAACUCACAGAAUUUGAAUCUGCUGACAAGGCUCCAAAGGAGGAGGAUGAGAACUCCACUGAUAAGACAGAGCUUUUUGAGGAAGCAAGUGACAAAGAUGCAAGCGUUAAUGAUGAACCCUCUGAGACUGGUGGCGGCGAUCUUCAUAGCUCUCCUGAGAAAACUGCAGCCACCUCCAGAGGGGGGAGGGGUCGCAAGAGGACUAGAAAAUAGCCUGAACAAGCAACCUAACUGCUAGACUGAAUAUGACAGUAUAACAAGACCUACAUGCGAAUUCUUAAUGUUAAGGAUAUCAACAGGACCUACAUGGGAGUUCUUAAUAUCCUUAACACUUAAUCCAUGUGAUAUCCUUAACACUUAAUCCAUGUGAUGCAUCUGUCAUGCAACUAAUUUUCAUUUCGUCAAGUGUGUCAAUCAUGUACCUUGUGAACAUUUAAGUGCAUGUGGAGCUAAACCUUGAGUCCUAUAAUUGCCAAGCUUGUCUUCAAUGUUCUUCACGUGUUUUUGGCUGAGGAUGGUGAUAAUACUGAUGGUGGCUGUACUCCUAUAGUUUAAUAUGUUAAUGAAGAAUCUAUGCACAAGGCAGCAUGUGCUUUGCUCCCA
Messenger RNA from Oryza sativa Japonica Group (Japanese rice), 1288 nucleotides. Its product is annotated as DNA repair protein XRCC4. Lineage: Eukaryota; Viridiplantae; Streptophyta; Magnoliopsida; Poales; Poaceae. The record is from RefSeq and is a predicted model, not a curated record. Gene Ontology annotation, cellular component: nucleus; DNA-dependent protein kinase-DNA ligase 4 complex; DNA ligase IV complex. Gene Ontology annotation, biological process: positive regulation of ligase activity; double-strand break repair via nonhomologous end joining; response to X-ray. Gene Ontology annotation, molecular function: DNA binding.